Molecule: messenger RNA, 549 nt
Organism: Soboliphyme baturini
Lineage: Eukaryota; Metazoa; Nematoda; Enoplea; Dioctophymatida; Soboliphymatidae
Source: the annotation of a GenBank genome assembly
AUGGAAAUGCCGUACAAAGGAGAGCAGUCGAACAUCACAGGCGUCGAAGUAGGAUUUCGACUCUUCAUCUCUUCUUGGCCGUUUCUGGCACCGAUUGGAGUUGAAGUUUUGUGUUCCAACUGUAAAUUUCGCAGUAAGGACGAAAAGGCAUCACCAGGUGGAGGUUGCUUGUCCCGUGACAAAAGAGAAACAUCCGACAGAGUCUUCGAGAUGGAAGUGCGAGACUCAAACUUACCACCGGAGGAUUUAAACGAUGCACCACUACAGAAACUCCUUCCGCACAUCGCCAUUCCUUCCAGUGACAUGCAGCAGCUGUACACCAAAACUCUCGCGGAUAUGUCUAUUCCAGAUCAGAUCGAGACGCGUCCGGCCAGCAACUCGCCGCAGAAAGCCCAUUUCAGCGGCUUGUAUCAGGGAGCAGUGAAGAUCAGUUUCAGAAGAAACGAAUUAAACAAUGUUGUCCCAAGACAGCAGCUUUUUCGGAUCCACCUCUCCUACAUCAAAACACUGAUCGAAUUGGCCGCUCUUGACUAUUUUAUCCAGGUAUAA